Aspergillus tanneri is the source of this 834-nucleotide messenger RNA. RefSeq lists its product as uncharacterized. The transcript is spliced from 5 exons. The coding region runs from base 1 to 834 and encodes 277 amino acids. Lineage: Eukaryota; Fungi; Ascomycota; Eurotiomycetes; Eurotiales; Aspergillaceae. The record is from RefSeq and is a predicted model, not a curated record.
AUGGUCCCAAUAUCCCCGUGGUGGUCGGGAUCGCAUUAUAUUCACAUCCGCAAUCCAAAUAAGAACGACGAACCGGCGAUCCCAACAGAUAAUAUUCAGGUUGCUGUCCAGGAGCUAAAGAAUGCGUGGAAGAAGGCGCAGUCCACGCAGAGUACAAUUCAGUCCGAGUAUUUAGAAGGAAUCGCACCAAAGGAUCUGGCCGACAGCGUGGCGCCGCCCGAGGAAGAGCCCACGGAUCCCGUGGAGCAGGGCGUGCGCCACAUUUGGGCCGCCAUGGAGCAGGUUGUGCGCAAGAGCCAGCGCGUGGUCCAGCACAGCGGCCAGGCAAUCUGCGUUGAAGCGAUCCGAUCCGAAAAGGGUCAAACGCCAUAUCGACCGUUGCAGGUUGUUUAUCGCGCGUACCCAGGCGCCACACGCAUGGACGAGUCCCCGUACGGCAUGACAGCACGGCAGCGCAAGAAAUGGCGGCAGUUAUGGCACCUCGCCACUACCCACCGGGAUAUUCCCGGCGAGCCGCAGGACAACGCAGCGUGGCGCAUGACCCCGAUCGAAGGCGCGUGUUUGGAGUUCUGCAUCGAGUUGCUAAACCAAAAGCAGCGUAGCCAUGAGUACGAGAGCGUGCUUGUGGCGCGCUUUAUAAUCGUCCAGAAAGCGCUUUGGUUGGAUCCGAAUCCCGAGGAGAUUAUCGCGGUGUGGCAGAAGAAGAGUAACUGCGUGCAGUGGGUGCUUGCCAGCGCCGACGACAAGCUGGAGGAUAUUUUAUUCGGACGAGGGAUAUUACAGUUAACAGGAGGAUCCCAUCGUUGCCCCCACAUCGCCCAUUACCAGCAGUAA